AGUCACCGCUGUCGCACAAAAUGUUAGUACAAGAGGAGGCUCACACUGAGAGGGUGCUACGCAUGCGUGUUAGUGCCCAAAGAUUCACUGUGUUUCCUUUUCCUACUGCCGGCUCUUGCUGGUUGUAAAAUGAGUAGAGAUCAGCUCGUUCGAAUAAAUCCUCCAACGGAACUUAAGUUUCAAGGACCGUUUACUGAGACAAAGACGGUAGUUUUAACCCUCGAAAACAUCAAGGAUGCUCCGGUCUGCUUUAAGGUAAAGACGACGGCACCCAAACAGUAUUGUGUGAGACCCAAUUCGGGCGUAGUCGAACCACAUUCCUCGGCAGGUGUACAGAUCAUGUUACAACCGUUCGACUACUCGUCAGCCAAAGUCAGUAAACACAAGUUUAUGGUGCAGACUAUGUACAAACCUCAGAACUACGUUGAUUCGGAGAGCGUUGUUGCUGAUUGCUGUCUUUGCAAAUGUUCUGACUUUGAGGGCUCAUGUUCCUACACUACCAUUGAUGCUUGCUACAACUGUACAGUUUCCAGGCAUUACGGUGAUUGCGAACUCUGCUGACCAGCAUUCCUAGUGGAUAUCAAUGACCACCAGGAAAGCACUGAACGUCAUUGUCAAUGGACCAUUCGCCAGACCACAGAAACUCCCAACGACUGAAACGAGUCAUAGUCUUAUGGACAAAGCAAGAGAAACAUGAGAAAGAAAGACAGACAAGUUUCAUUAUUAUCUGCGUCGCACACAGUAGCACUGGUGCAAAUAAUUAAUUUACGACACACACACACACACACACAC
Messenger RNA from Corticium candelabrum, 792 nucleotides. RefSeq names its product vesicle-associated membrane protein-associated protein A-like. The transcript is spliced from 5 exons. NCBI's taxonomy places the organism in Eukaryota, Metazoa, Porifera, Homoscleromorpha, Homosclerophorida, Plakinidae. Bases 130 to 561 code for a protein of 143 amino acids. Gene Ontology annotation, biological process: endoplasmic reticulum membrane organization. Gene Ontology annotation, cellular component: endoplasmic reticulum membrane; plasma membrane. Gene Ontology annotation, molecular function: FFAT motif binding. The record is from RefSeq and is a predicted model, not a curated record.